Molecule: messenger RNA, 2221 nt
Organism: Cyprinodon tularosa
Lineage: Eukaryota; Metazoa; Chordata; Actinopteri; Cyprinodontiformes; Cyprinodontidae
Gene: btbd10b
Product: BTB (POZ) domain containing 10b
Biological process (GO): positive regulation of phosphorylation
Cellular component (GO): cytoplasm
Molecular function (GO): protein binding
Source: RefSeq, a predicted model, not a curated record
AAGAUCCAGACCAGACUCUCCCCUGUUCGGGUGAUGGCAACACGUCUGCAGUCAUAUGACAGUAACUCUAGUGACACGGAAAACUGGGAACGCUUGACGAACCAACCUCGCAAACUCUGCAAACAUUCGAGCAGCAGUCAGACCACAGCUUCUCGAGUGGAGGCAGAACAGAGGAAGAUGAGCCUUCAUGGUGCCAGUGGGGGUUGCGACCGCUCACGUGACCGCCGUCGUUCCAGUGAUCGUUCUAGGGACUCCUCACAUGAGAGGGAAGGGCAACUAACCCCCUGCAUUCGGAACCUCACCUCACCCACACGGCAACACAACAGUGAUCGUGAGAGAGAUGGUCCUUCUUCGAGGCCAAGUAGUCCAAGGCCUCAGAGAGUCUCACCCAGUGGUUCCAGCAGCAGCGGAGUUGUGAGCAGUCGCAACAGUAGCUUGUCCAGCUCUGACGGAACCUUCAAAAGUUUGGGAGCAGGAGAAAUGGUUUUUGUCUAUGACAAUCCUAAGGAGGGGGGAGCGAACCCCCCCAUUGGAAACCGAAACACAAGAACCUCAGAGAGAGUCACUCUGAUUGUCGACAACACGCGCUUUGUAGUAGAUCCUUCUGUCUUCACUGCACAACCCAACACAAUGUUGGGCAGGAUGUUUGGGUCUGGACGGGACCAUAAUUUUACAAGACCCAAUGAAAAGGGCGAGUAUGAGGUGGCUGAGGGCAUCAGCUCAACAGUUUUCCGAGCAAUUCUGGAUUACUACAAAUCUGGGAUAAUCCGUUGUCCAGAUGGAAUCUCCAUCCCUGAGUUGCGGGAGGCGUGUGACUAUCUAUGCAUCUCCUUCGACUAUAGUACCAUCAAAUGCAGAGACCUCAGUGCCCUGAUGCAUGAGCUCUCCAAUGAUGGGGCUCGACAUCAGUUUGAAUUUUACCUCGAAGAAAUGGUUCUGCCUUUAAUGGUGGCCAGUGCUCAGAGUGGAGAGAGGGAAUGUCACAUUGUAGUUCUUACAGAUGAUGAUGUGGUGGACUGGGAUGUUGAGUAUCCGCCACAAAUGGGCGAGGAGUAUUCACAGAUUAUUUACAGCACAAAACUUUACAGAUUCUUCAAGUAUAUCGAGAACCGAGACGUUGCCAAAUCUGUUUUAAAGGAGAGGGGGCUAAAGAAAAUAAGGCUGGGUAUUGAAGGUUACCCAACUUAUAAAGAGAAAGUGAAGAAGCGUCCAGGGGGUCGCCCAGAGGUGAUAUACAACUAUGUUCAGAGGCCCUUCAUCCGCAUGUCCUGGGAAAAGGAAGAGGGUAAAAGCCGACAUGUAGACUUUCAGUGUGUAAAGUCCAAGUCCAUUACCAACCUGGCAGCAGCAGCUGCAGAUAUUCCCCAAGACCAGCUGGUUGUGAUGCACCCUGGCCCACAAGUGGAUGAACUGGACAUCCUACCCAAUCACCCACCCAGUGGGAAUCACUACAGCAACAACUACAGCAACGAGCCUGAUCCUGAUGCACCUUCACCUGCUGUCUGAGGAUUGUGAUCCUCUCUCAAUGCCUCUGCCCCUCUCUUACUCCUCUAGUCUUUUCCCAGCAUGCUGCAGCAUGGAGCUCCAGGGGCACCAUAACCAUAUUGCCUUGACACCUCCUUUGCAGCCUUAGAGCCUCAAAGAACCUGGAUGAUGGUAGAAAAAGAAACACAAGUAAACUGAGACGGGUACAAGAAAGAGUUUACUAUGGUUUUCAUUUUGUUUGUUUUUUACUUGACCAAAGCAAUUUACUUUUUUUUGGAAACCAAUCUAUAAAAAACACUUAGUAUUGAUAUUAUUGUUAUUAUAUUAUUUACACUUUUCUUAUACAGUACUUCAAUUAGGUGAAUUUGGCUGAGUACUGUUGUGGUGUCAUUGUUUUUUCGGGUUUGUUUUUAGUUUCAUUCUUUUUGAGUGGCCUCCUAAAUGUGCUUUGAAGGGAAGACCUGUGAAAGGAGAAAAAUCAAUCCAACUGGCAACGGAAAUAAUCAGACAUAACCAUUUAGUGUCAUGAUCUCCAGCUGAAUUCCUCGCCAUGGGAAAUGUAGUCACUGGCUGGAUUUGAUAUGUGAUGUUACGCUCCUCUCGCAGCAAAGAUAUUCAGAAGAACACAGGCAGUUUUGGUCAGAAUUUGUUUGUGCUGAGCUUGAAUUUGCUGUUUAAACUGACUCAUGAAAUAAAAGUGAAAUAUAAACAUUCUGUAUAUGUUUAAGCAUUAGUA